AUGGAAGCCAUGCCAUGGAACGAAGGUGGCGCCUGUGAAGGCUCAGGAUUUAAACAAAAACUUCGGGAGCGCCAAUCGCAACCGAAUCAAAUUGUUCACUCCGGAAUCCCACAAAAGUCCGAAGAUUCGCCUCUGAAUUCCACAAGUCUGGACAGCCCAGAUAGUGACAGGCGUUACGUCACUCCACCCAGCUCCGUGCAGAGCCAUGUUCAGCACCACUCACGACCCCUGAGUGACCCCCAGGCCUUGAAAAAGCCUAUAGACGCCAAGAGUCGCCUACCUGUCUUCCGUCAGAAUCGAACAAAAAAUCGUCUGUCAGAUUCGCCACAACCUAAGAGUGGUGAAGUGGCUGCCUCUUCCCUGCCAACCCGAUCAAUUCGUUCGCCACAGCCGAUUAAAAACCAGAAAAAUCUGCCUUCCAAAGCACCUACUUCCUCCCUUGGCUCCCCCGGCACCAAUCCUCCGAUGCUUCCUAUGAGCCGACCUGGAGGGGUUUUAGUGAAACAUCCCUCUUCCCUCCCUCAGCCCGCGUCCAUUCAGAUGCGUUCCCUGGUGGAUCUUGGUGGAUCAAGACCCCUUCGAGAAAUUAGUGCUGAAGUAAAUAGAACGGAUUUGCAGUGGCAGACCGCUGAGGCUGUCCACAGCCCCAGACAAACAUUUGUGUUCCGAUUUUCUGGAAACAUUCUUGAUUGUGAUAAAACAUCUCGAAAUACGCCCUCGCGUUCCACUCCUCCGAUUGGCCAGUGGUGCUUCUAUCACCAAGUCUCCAGCCAUCAGCCGUUGGUCGUAGGAUCUGUUGUACCGAGAGUUGCCGAAAACAGCGCCAGCAUUUCGUGGCCAGCGUUGGAUGUUUUCCUGUUGCAGGGCCAGUCAGAACUUAGGAACUCGCCUCAACAACCAAUCAGCAAGUCAACCGGUAUGAAUAAUGCCAUUACACCACCACUCUUCACAAAGUCGCAUAUGCAGUACUAUCCACCAUCCAACUAUCCGGGUGUGAGCCAACUACCAACACCGACUCUCUCCUUCAAUGCAGGCAUCCUGCGAUUCAAGAGACCCUCGGAUUUCCUUCCUCAGAGCCUCACACCUACACCUUCUUCAAAAUCCAGUUCUAUUGCCUCUUUGUCUUCGACGUCGAAUGGAGGUCAUAACCUACCAAACAGUUCCAAGACUCGACACGAUGAGUAUGUAAAUGUCAAUGGGGAAAAAGACGAUGAGGAGGGAGAAGGAGAAGGGAGUCCACUAGGCAGCAGGGAAAUCAACCGAGCAGUAUCACAAUUGGAAGAUGUGAAUCCAGGCACCUGGUCAGGUCGACUGUCACCCACGCUUCCUGGAAUGUCAACCUCAAAUGGUCAUUUCUACCUCACUACAGCGCUUCAAAGAGCCUCUCUAGAUCCGCAUCUACACAACAAACAGACAUCUACAUCGGCGAAUCACAACGAUGGAGACGAUAAGAGCAUCAAAUCGGAGUGUCUGCCCGGAAAGGAUCUGAAUCAGCCUACGAAGAGUUUGGGCAUUCCACCAACACUCUACUCCUCCGAAUCAAACCUCUUCACCCCUGAUGCCUGGUCCAACAGCCUUCCUAAUCGCCCUUUUCAUAGAGCUAUGAAAGCGACCACCAGAGAAUCCCCUUCUACAUUAGCUCAACUGCGAGCUCGAGCUGACGGAAGGGAGGAGGUGCCAACAGAAAGGAUUUAUGGUCCUUUGGGUUUCCUCAAACUUCCCUACGAUCCCCCACGAUCACACACUGAUCACGGAGAAGAACCUCUGGAGCCCCGGUUCAAGCGUCGUUCAUGGAAUGCCUUCCCUGAAAACCCUCCACUACCCUAUACCGUCUAUACGUCAGUACAGGAGGCGACACUUCAGCACCGCCGACAUCAAAGAUGUUCCAGUGAAGCUCCUACUACUCGAAGAGUUUCAACCUUCCUUCCAGAUAGCAACAGCAAUGAUGAUGAAGUCGAUGCUGGUGUGAUGGAAGACGCUGUGGAGGAAACGACCACUAGUAUCUCCCCCAUUCCACCAAUUGCAGUUGUUAAACCAACUGUUGGAAGGAUUGACGGUCGUAAAAUUCAUCGACCACAGCCCUGCUACGGACUGCCAGCUCUACCAUCAUCGUCGCAUGACCUUCUACCUCCAUGCAUGCAAAUGAGUGCUCCAGAGGCCUACUUCAACAAUCUGUGUUCUUCAAGCUUAAAACAGCCAACAGCAAGUUUACCAAGACGCAGAACUCAAUUAAGACGCGAGAGAGCAGUACCAGUUGCUAGACACUCCGUUUUUGAGUGUCCCAGCGUAGUUGACUACGGACCGCUCCAAAACACAGUACUGCAAGAUUUGACGCUUCGACGAAGAGCUCGGCGACAUCCUGAAGCAGCAGCCACAGCACCGGUCAGUCGAAGAAGACUUUUCGGUAGUUCUGCUGGAAUGUUACCUGCAACAUUAAGACCGCCUAUUGCCACUGAGGAGGAGCAGUCGUCUACACUAAUGGCGAUGCCUAGCCUCCUGCCACCAGUUUGUGGCCGCUCGGAGCGUCAGGGUAGAAGCACUCGUGCCUGUCUCGUGGCCAAUUUUGAACAGAGUCUGGCCAACAUGGCUCAACGCCUUCAGAGUUUAACCGUCUCGGCUGCUGAGAAGGAUUCUGAACUGCGAGAGCUGCGCCAGAUCAUCGACUCCAUGGUUCAGGAGCGUUCCUUCUCUGGCGCUGUUGAUUCAAGCAGUGGAAAACCACUUUUCCCACCGUCAAGUACUACCAACACCAAUGCCAACGCCCCAGUUGCUGCUGCGGACGUAGUGAAUGUGGAGGAGGAGAAAUCAAACAGCUGUCCUCCCGGGACCCCCAAGUCUUCGGGUAUCAGGAAGGGAGGCUGGCUACGAAGCUCUAUCGAUCGAGCCUUUAGACGUCGUGGUUCGCAAUCCUCAUUGACUGGUGACACCGGCUCCUACGGUAGUCACUCAAAACUUGCUCAACCCGUAGCAGCCAGCGCCUGGAAUUCGCCGGAUCAUCAAACGUCACCUAGCCUUCGUAAAAAAUUUGUUCGUGCCGCUUCCGUGUCUACUGACGUGAACAGAACUCGGGGUUACCCUGGCAACCACCUUAGCAACAGUUGUGUUGGAGCUGACGGUUCUAGAAUUGUACCAACUUCUCCAACUUCGAAAUCCACUUCCGCAUGUUGUGAAGCGCACUCGCGAUGCCGUCUAUUGGAGGCAGAAGUGGAGACAUUGCGGAAAGAGUUGGGGGAACGCGAGCGACGUCUAACAGACGCUCAACUGCAGGCUCUAGCAUCAGCGCAUCAAGUCGAUCAGCUUCGAGACCAGUUGAACCUCCUCUUCCAACAGUUGAGCCUCCUGCGUUCCGAUAACGAGCGUCUCCAUGCCUCAGCAGCUGCCGCUGCCAACACCCCACACUUCAGUGCAGAGUGA
Echinococcus granulosus is the source of this 3414-nucleotide messenger RNA. Its product is annotated as Neuron navigator 3. The record is from RefSeq and is a predicted model, not a curated record. The coding region runs from base 1 to 3414 and encodes 1137 amino acids. Lineage: Eukaryota; Metazoa; Platyhelminthes; Cestoda; Cyclophyllidea; Taeniidae. The transcript has 15 exons. Gene Ontology annotation, biological process: neurogenesis; nervous system development.